Molecule: messenger RNA, 5545 nt
Organism: [Torrubiella] hemipterigena
Lineage: Eukaryota; Fungi; Ascomycota; Sordariomycetes; Hypocreales; Clavicipitaceae
Source: the annotation of a GenBank genome assembly
GUGGUAUUAUUCUUGAGAAUAAAGGGGGCAAAAUAGUUUACCCAAGGCUCUUUCUUCCAGUACGGACGCAAACAACAGCACUAUAUGGCACAUAGCUCGCGCUGUAUACGCGCCGGGCUUGGGGAGGCGUAGUCGAGCUAGAGCCUUGGUGCCCGCCAAUCAACCAAGCUCAGCUCAGCCUUGGCCGCACCCCUCCAAAGAGCCGGACACAUACGAGAGCGUUCCCCCAAACCGUGCCUCGCACCUCAACUGAGACUUUACAAACCGUCCUAGCCCAUUCCUCUCAUACAGCCCACUGGAUUUGUUUCAUUUUGCUUGCCUUUUAGGCAUAGAAUAUCGAAUUACUUGGUAUUUGUUAGGCACAACGUCGUCAGCCAAACCCCGCAGGCCGCCAUGGGGUUACGAGAUAUGCUGAAGAAGAAGAGCGACGUGGAUGAGCAUGGACCGCACGAUAAAUUUGAGGAAAGAGAUUCAGGACCAGAAUUUACUUUCAUCAGGACGGAUACUGUUUCUCAGGACAUCAUCCAUGUCCCUGGCGGCCAUGACCAGCGUGACAGUAGUCACCUGUCGCCCGGAGCCUCAUCCAAGGCGCAAUCAACACGGCGGAGUAUGGACAUGUUCCGCUCACGCUCUCGGUCUAGGGCGUCAUCGGUCUCUUCGCAUACCAGCCAUCAUUCUAGCUCACACAAAGACAGCACCGGUCGUCGACUCUCUCAACGGCUUCACCUGAGCCGUCAGCCAGAGUCGUCGGAUCUGGUGCCCGACAACUUGCCGGACAUUGCACCGACGGACCCAGGAGAUAAAGACGCUUUAGAGUCGCAGUGGGAAAAGCGAGCCACCAUCCUGGCUGGCCAGAAUGAGCUGAUACGCACUAGGUCCGUUAUUGAUCGCUCCCCUGUGCCUCCAGUGCCUCCGCUGCCUCCAUCCGAUAGCUUGGCUAGCCUGCGACUAGAUGACGGCAGGGGGCUACGCCCAGGAGGUGGAAGUCUGAGUAGAUCGCCAAGCGCAAGCACCCAGGUGUCUUCAAAGGCUAUUGACGCCAAUAUUCAGGAAGCUAUCCGACUACAUGAAGCUGGCGAUUUAAAGAACUCAACGAGGAUGUUUGGUGUGUUGGCGGACGAGAGCGGCACCAACAAUGCCCUAAGCCAGGUCUUGUAUGGUCUUGCACUUCGCCAUGGUUGGGGCUGUGACCCCGACCCCGAACGCGCGGUCAAGUAUCUGUCCGCUGCCGCCUCCAACGCAGCCUCUGUGGAAGAGCUUGCGUUGCAGGCCGGUAUGAAGAAGGGAGGUGCGGCCAAAGGUGAACUGGUUCUGGCCAUUUUUGAGUUGGCAAACUGCUUCCGCCAGGGCUGGGGUAUCCCUCGUGACCCGGUCGCUGCUAAACAGUACUACGAAACGGCUGCCAAUUUGGGAGACACGGAUGCGAUGAACGAAGUUGCCUGGUGUUAUCUGGAGGGUUUCGGCUGUAAGAAAGACAAGUACAUGUCGGCAAAGUAUUACCGCCUAGCAGAAAAUGCAGGCCACAAGACAAUAGGAAAUACUUGGAUAUGGAAGGAAAAGUACGAUCAACCGGGCAAGAAGAAGUAAUGGCUUGUGGGCGGCAUGGAUGAUAGACGAAGAGAAAAACGAAGAAAAAGGAGGCAGACACGAGAUGUACACUCAGCCUACCAUUUCAACACUGAAAUCUCUUACCGCGUGCACCAAGUCCCUCUACCAUGUAAAAUCUAUACGUCGCCGAAAUGGUCCCUUGAAUCGCUUAGGACACGCUGCAGUCCCGUGUUGCCAUCUUCAUGCAUACGCAGGUGAGGUCAUGCAGCCAUUGUUUAGGUCAGGGGUCCAUUCCGCUCAGCCAGACGAUACGUGAAGUAUGCCUGGGGCGCCUCAACUCUUCAAGGUAGGAACUAAAUACGAUAUAUCACGCGUGGCGCAACGUAACGCCGCCCACCAUCGCACACUCCAAGAGCACACUUGUGGCAACAUAGGCUUCUUGCGUCAUAAUUAUCUGUAGAGGGAAUGUCUCAAGCGACGCCGGUUACAAGCAUUACUACGCCACCUCUUUGGCAGUAGCCAGAUGGCGUACAGGCGGCCAGAGACAUGCAGCGGGCCAGGUUCGCUGCAUGUCUGAGACAACUCACCAACCACAACUCGGUUCAGCGUGGUAUUAGCGGCGUCCAAUGUGACUGGUUCAAGCACAUUGGCCCUCGUUUAUUUCUCACCGCCCGGAAGGCUAGGAACAAGCCCAGUCUACCAGGUCAUAGUCGUCGCCUUCAACCGCUUAAGACUGUCACGCUCGCACAGAGAUGGGCAGCAACACAGGUAUGAAAUGAAUGUAGAAUUUAGGAAUAAAACUAUGUAGCUGAAAAUACUAAAGUUUGGUCAUUCUUGUUGUCCAAGAUAAAAUCAUCAAAGUCGUUAAAGAGUAGAGAGGCAAGACGUCGUGUCUUGGAAUGGCAUGUCCAUUGGUGAAAAAGCAGACCCAACAUGCUUCAGAGGCGUUUAGUUGCCAUCGAGAUGACACUAGAUCGUACCGAAGUAUUAUCGGUGCGUUUCUUGUAUAUCGUUCUUUUGGAAGCGCACGAAUAAAUAUGCUCCAGAAGAAUCAUAUGAUAUACCAAUACCAAGAGCCUACCCUUGCAAGCCCACGGUAGUCCGGCCCUCGCUGCGCGAGGACACGGGGGUAUUUCCACUGAAUAAAUCAAAAGGAAAAGUCCAUUUAAACCCAGUAAAAAGACAAAGAAAUCAGAUGCUCGCUUGCUAUCCUCGCUUAAAAAAAAUUCGCAAAUGGUGGUGAACAAACUCAACCUUGGAUUGAGAUACUUUGGAUACAACCAAAGUUGUGGGUGCGUGAGCCGCUUGUCUGAUAAUGUAGGUUGCAUGAGAGCGUCGUCAUUUGUGUAGUAGGUUCAGGUCCGACUUUCGUAACAGCCCUCAAAACCAUGCGAAUUCCAAAUAUAUCCUCCGAAAAACACAAACAGGAAAAGUGAUCAAAAAGCGGAUAAAUCGCACAGUUACGUUGAAUGUCGCACUAAAGGAAGAAGAAACAAAGAAACAAGCCGUUAAAAGGUUCAUUAUCGUUGAAAUAUCGUCAUUCUUUCGUUGUCAUGUUGGUCGUUUUUGUCGCUCUCAAAGAUGCUGUCCUCUUUUCGUUCAUGACAUUAUGUUGCAUUGCUGCUAUUCGGUCUGUGGUCCGUGGCUACCCUCAACAACCAUCUUCGCAAAGUUGCGAACAACGUCGUUGGGGACCUUGUUCCAAAGCAGACUUCUAGUGUAGACCUCAGCCAUACCGGCUUGUCUACUUGUCUGUUGCAGAUUUUCAAGGGCUUCCGCUAGACUCUUGCGGCCUUGGUUGGGAACCCGGUGGUCUUGUGGAGGAUUGAGGUGCUGGAGGAACUCUUGAUCACUCAUCCCACUGUACUGUUCGGCUGCCAUUGCAAACGACUGCUGAUCACCAGUGCGGGGAAGGAUAUUAUUGGCCGCGCCUUCAAGCGAUGAAGUGUCUACUGGAGCAGAAGGGCUUUGCCAGUUCACACCUGAGGGCUGUGGACCAGCAGCUUGAAUUGUAUCGGCGAGCUGGGUGAUACCUGCAUCUCUCAAAACGGUGUCAAGGAGUGCUGCAGAUGCCUGGCGGAUAUCCUCAGAUGCUCGAGGGAUUGUUGGGUUAGCAGACCUGCUAGACAUGACGAAGGCGCCGACAAGGAAAAGCAUGAAGAGAAGGCCGCCUUGAGACGACGCCUUGUCAUGGUCGACAUCAGCAGUAGGUAGAGCAGUGUCAACUUUUGUGGUUUCUGAUUUUUCGACGAGUGUACCAGAGGUGAAGUUCCCUGCCGCAAAUGUUGAGCUGUCCCAGUUGCCAGGCAUAGCCAUGUCACUCAAGUCUCCGGCAUCAAAAGCAUUGGACGGGGAAGUUGGUGUGGUAACAUUGCCUUCAAGGCGUUGGAUGUGCUCCGUCAAAAGGGCAUUUUUCUUGCGCAGCUCUCGAGCCUCCACGGUGUGGGCGCGGAUCAUUUCUUCCUUUUGGGCUGCCAUGUUGUCCGCGUAGCCAACAUAAGUUUGAUUCUCACGGCGGAGGCGCUCCAGUUCCGCCUUGGCAGCAUUGAGCUCAACUUCCAUGUCGGCCACAACUGCAUUAAACUGCUUCUUUUCAUCUUCCAAACGCUCAGUGUGUAGCUUCUUACGCUGCCGGGAGUCAAGAGCAGCCUGGCGGUUACGCAACAAACGCUUUUGAGCUUUAAGCUCCUUGAUGCGAUGUUCAUCAGUGGAUUGAGCAAUAAGAUGAUCGAUGUUGCCAAGGUUGUGUUCAGGGGGGAUUUCGAAGCGAGUGUUGCGCUUGCGGAUACCUUCUUGGCGAGCAUCACUAAUGGACUGGGCUGUUUGCUGUUCCCUUGCUGGCAUAUGCGAUGAUCGGCUCCAUUCUUUGGGUACGAUGGCAGCAGCCAUGUUGUGAUUCAUUUGGCCUGUUGCGGGCGUGAACAUAUUCGGAUGAUUGAAUGACAUUGUAGCGCCCAUCAUUUGGAACGUGGGGUCCAUUUCUGUGAUGUUUUCAACUUGCUGUGGCGAGGUUCCAGAGACAUUGCCACGCAUAGGCCACAUGGCUGCCUGCGGGUUGAAUUCAUGAGUCGCUCCUUGGCCAAAGCUAGUGACGUUCACAUUCUGCUGCUGGUCCACAAAGGGGUUGCCGGAAGGGAUAGAUUGCAUAUCAACGCCUUGCCAGUCUUCUGACUUGGGGGAGAAGAGAGAAGGGCCGGCAGCAAAGGACUCGCGGCGGCUACCAUCCAUAUUGGGCGACAAUUCAAGACUGUCAGCGUUGUAGUUCUCAAAGAUGGCGUCUUCUAGGGCGGUUGCGUUGUUCCUGCUAAGCGAUUGCAGGUAUGAGGACUCGACGGAGGGAGUUUCCGAUGGCUGGAAGGCUUGCAUGGGUGACAAUGAACCUGGCAAUGAAAGAGUUUGGCAGGUGGAGUGAGUCCAAGAUGCGCGGAUCGACUGAUGGUGGGAAAAGCGGAGGCGUCGCUGAACCAACAGGGGAUCCUAGGAAGCGCUGAAGGGGGCCUUGAACUGAUCCUACAAUGUCAACAGCGUUGUUAGCAACUGAGGAGAGCCCGGGUGGCGGGAGAAAAAAUAAUUUCAGAGCACGGAAGGCAUUCGGCGGCUGGGAGAGGCUGGAAAGAAGGGGAUAGAGGAUGAAAAGAAGACUAAAAAGUGUAUGUCUCUCAGGACGGCGAGGUGAAGGGCAAGUGUGGGGAGGUAAAAGAAAUGAAGACGAAGAAGUCGGAAUCGGAGGGAAUAAAAGAAGGAAUAAAAGAAGCCGAGCCAAGUAUAAAGAAAAUGCCGUUGCCGUUCCAGGGGCGUUGGGGGAAAGCGAGAUGCAAGGAGCUGCGGAAGAUGUAGAAGAGGAAGAGUGCUAGAAAGAGGGGGAUAAAGGAAGAAAAGAGGAGUCGUGGGUUUUGCGGCAGGUAGGUGUUGGGAGGUGGGAAGCGCUGAGCAGCAUCAGUUGCACCUGGGGCGGGGGGUGGGAGAAUGGCUGGGGCUUGCAAGAAAACCCACAGCU